AUGCUCUCAAUCCCAUCGUCUCUGCGCCGUUUAUUUACCAUAAUAACUCCCACUCAAAGCAUCUUCCUUGGUGCCAAAUUAAUCCUUCUUCUUUCUCUACCGCAUCCCAUCGUCGAGGAGAAGAAAGAUGUCGAUUUUCUGCCAUUGGACCUGGUUCGUUGGCCGACGAGAACGACCAGCAUCGACCCCCCGUCAUCUUGCGUCCCUAGCAUCGAACAGCCACUCGUGAAUUGGCUUGGGAUUGUGGCAUAUAUAAGCUCCGUUGGCUUAUGUGUGUCCCUCAUCUUCCGUGUAAAGUGCCGCCCUCUCAGCCUAUGGUUAUAUCCACGAGCUGAAAUUGGCAUGCUGUGUGCAGUGGUAUACCUUACCAAUCUUCCAAAUUUGGUCUUGAGGCCAUCCUGUGUCUCUCAUUUCCUUGCGGCCAACCUCAGCCACGCGUUCCAUAUUCUCCAAACCACCUGCGGGCUCCUUGCGUCCAUCGUCGCCGAGUCGUACUACGGACGGUAUACUGUCAACCUGAACGACAUCCUCCUCUUCGCUUCUAGUCACGCAUCUUGGAUUGUCCUACGCACCCCACUUUGCCGCUUGCGGAGACAAAUUCUCGCAACAUCGGUUGGGUCGCGACUUCUGGCCAUAUUCUUCAUACUACCGACUUUUCUGGACUUGUGGUGCAACCCACUCUCCCAAGAAUUGACCUUAACUCUACUGUAUGGGCUCAGUUGGCGCAUUGGCCGGUCCGCGCCCUACCAAGAACUCAUGUCGGUUGACUGGGACCCCGAGCUUAUAUCUCUCCUCGUUGCUCCUAUCAUGAUUUAUCUUUUCCUUCACGUGACCCAUCUUGCGACGACAAGCUUUGUCCGUCUCAUCCACGCAACAAUUUCGACAAUCUGGUCUGGGCCCUUUGAAUGCUUCGUACUCGUCAUUCAUACGAUGGCUGUCGCAGGAUGCUGCGUUCUUUCCAUGGUCCCGCGGCUUGUUUUAUGGAUGGUGGCCUACAUUGUCUACAUGCCGUACCUCCACAUCUUAUGUGGCAUCUGGCUCCCGCGCUCUAUCCGCCAACCAGCCAUUGACGCGCUCUCCGACAAUGUUGCUCUUUGGAUAGCAGCCCAGUUCCACUGCAUCCUCCAUCCUAAUGUGAAGACCGGCCUACUCUGGCAACACAUAUCGUGGCUCCGUCUUCUGCUUGCCGUUGGACCCCCAAUAUUUUGUUUCGUAUAUUGUGAAGCUGCCAUCACUGUUCGCAAGCUUAAACGCCUCUGGGGACUUCUGGUCCGACAUUAA
Mycena indigotica is the source of this 1281-nucleotide messenger RNA. RefSeq lists its product as uncharacterized. The coding region runs from base 1 to 1281 and encodes 426 amino acids. NCBI's taxonomy places the organism in Eukaryota, Fungi, Basidiomycota, Agaricomycetes, Agaricales, Mycenaceae. The record is from RefSeq and is a predicted model, not a curated record. The transcript has 4 exons.